This is a messenger RNA of Cygnus olor (mute swan), 4211 nucleotides long. It is a transcript of the gene GPR85, whose product is annotated as G protein-coupled receptor 85. Gene Ontology annotation, biological process: G protein-coupled receptor signaling pathway. The record is from RefSeq and is a predicted model, not a curated record. The coding region runs from base 1745 to 2857 and encodes 370 amino acids. The transcript is spliced from 2 exons. Gene Ontology annotation, molecular function: G protein-coupled receptor activity. Gene Ontology annotation, cellular component: plasma membrane. Lineage: Eukaryota; Metazoa; Chordata; Aves; Anseriformes; Anatidae.
UACUCAGAAAAAUGUUUUAUUUGAAGCAAGUCACAUGCUUGAAACACUGCAAUUUUUUGUUCUGAGUUAACUGUAUUACUCAGUGGCUGCAGACCUUUGGGCUCAAUCACGCUGCUCCUGAAGCUAAUUUUGUUGCUUGGCCACUAAUUCCAAAGACUUUUAGAAAGUGCCAAAACCAAGAAGAAUCCAAACUUUGAUAACAGCUUUAGUAGUCUACUGGCGAUCCUGAAGACGUGCCACACAUUAUGAAUCAACCCCAUAAACCCAUUCUCCAGAAGGACUUAUUUUGGCUUGAGUGGAGGCUCCCUGUGAAGAGGUUCCUCAGAAACCAAGCCUUUUUCUACCCUGGAAUAUCUUGUUCCAUGACUUCCUCCUCGAAGGCUUUUGGGGCAUCUCUCUUGUUAAUGUGCCCACUUGUCUGGGAUAAACCUCUACAAAGAUUCAAGAGGCCGGAGGGCUGAGGGCCACGCUCUGUCAAGGUUUUUCGCCAAACCCUCUGCUUCUUUCCCGGGUUUUAUACCCUCUGCGAGUGGCAGCGGUCGGCCAGGCACUCGCAGCAGCUGGGCUGCAGGCUGCCUCCCGCCAUGACCACCUCGGUCCCCCCGAAGGGUGCCAUUUUGGGGGACGGCCGGGCCGAAGGGUGCCAUCUCGGGGGACGUCGACCCACCCCGUCCCCUCGCGUCUCCCCGCUCCCUCGGUGCGCGUCGAGGCACAACCGGGGGCCGCGCCCCGGCCGGAGCAGGCUGCCAUUAGCAUUCAGCCCCGCCGCCAUGCAGCGCUGCCAGCCGCCCUGCGCCGGCCGUGCCUGCACGCUGGCAACGCCGCCGUGCCGCCGGCUGCCGGGGGGGCAGCGGGGGAGGCAGGGGGAAGGUGCGGUGUCCUAGCGGCCCCGCAGCCGAGGCGCCCGCCCCGAACCGCGGCGCUUUCUUCGGGAGCCCCCCUCCCUCUCCCCGCCGCCGCAGGGGCCAGCAGGGGGAAGGAGAAGGGGGCGCUCCCUCGUCCCCCCCCCCAUUUUCAGCACAAGGGAGGGAGGGGGGGGGAGUUCAUCGGCACAAACAAGGAGCGCAGGACCCACUUCCUCCCCCCUCCCUUCCCUCGGCGAUAAAUCCAGCCGGGCUAUGCAUCGCGAUGGGGACGCGCUGCCGCCUUCCCCGCGCUGAAGCGGCGGCUGCUGCCGCUGCCGGGGGGGCCGCCAUCCCCUCGGCGGGGACACAGCAACCGCCGCGGGGGCUGCCCGGCCCCCAGCGAGGGAGCAGCCGCCGCUGAGGCCGCCAAGGGCCGGGGGGAGCCCGAGCCGCUGCGACACGGGAGGGAGGACGGGGCUCGGCGCGCAGGGAGGAGGCGCAGCGGGCAUGCGCCGGCCGAGCCGCUGACUGAAUCCUCAGGCGAGGUACCGAGGCAAAAAAAAAAAAAAAAAAAAAAAAAAGGAAAAAGAAAUAAAAAUAAUCCUAAAGGAAUGAGAGAGGGAAGAACGGAACGCGGCGGAGGAAAGCGAAAAGGGGUUUAAAAAAGGGAUAAAGCAGCGCUGGAGGAGCAGCUGUGGCAUGUGGGCACCGCCGGCACCAACAGAUAUUUUGAUGGCAUGACAAAUCAGAAAGAAGAGGAUGUACUGUAUGACUAGACACCAGAUCAGUUCUGUUUGUGGAUUACAUUUUCAGUAAGAUGUAUGGAUCUAUUUUUUCCUUGUUCUUAUAUAUAGAUCAUGAGACUUGACUGAGGCAAUAUACAUAUCAUCCAUCCAUCUAUGGCGAACUACAGCCAUGCAGCUGACAACAUUUUACAAAAUCUCUCUCCUUUAACAGCUUUUCUGAAACUGACUUCACUGGGUUUCAUAAUAGGAGUCAGUGUGGUGGGUAACCUUCUGAUCUCCAUUUUGCUAGUCAAAGAUAAGACCUUGCAUAGAGCUCCUUACUACUUCCUGUUGGAUCUUUGCUGCUCAGAUAUCCUCAGAUCUGCAAUUUGUUUCCCAUUUGUUUUCACCUCUGUAAAAAAUGGCUCUACUUGGACGUAUGGGACUCUUACUUGCAAAGUGAUUGCCUUUUUGGGGGUUUUGUCCUGCUUUCACACUGCUUUCAUGUUGUUCUGCAUAAGCGUCACCAGAUACUUAGCUAUUGCCCACCACCGUUUUUAUACGAAAAGGCUGACCUUCUGGACUUGUUUGGCCGUUAUCUGUAUGGUGUGGACCCUCUCUGUAGCCAUGGCUUUCCCCCCAGUUUUAGAUGUGGGCACCUACUCGUUCAUUAGGGAGGAAGACCAAUGCACUUUCCAGCAUCGUUCCUUCAGGGCUAAUGAUUCUUUGGGAUUUAUGCUUCUUCUUGCCCUCAUCCUCCUAGCCACACAGCUUGUCUACCUCAAGCUGAUAUUUUUUGUUCACGACCGCAGGAAAAUGAAGCCAGUCCAGUUUGUUGCAGCAGUGAGCCAGAACUGGACUUUCCAUGGUCCUGGAGCGAGCGGUCAAGCGGCUGCUAAUUGGCUGGCUGGAUUUGGAAGGGGUCCCACACCGCCAACCUUGUUGGGAAUCAGGCAAAACGCGAACACCACAGGCAGGAGAAGGCUACUGGUUUUAGACGAGUUCAAAAUGGAGAAGAGAAUCAGCAGAAUGUUCUACAUCAUGACAUUCCUCUUUCUGACCUUGUGGGGUCCCUAUUUGGUAGCCUGUUACUGGAGAGUUUUUGCAAGAGGGCCUGUAGUACCAGGGGGAUUUCUAACGGCCGCUGUCUGGAUGAGUUUUGCCCAAGCUGGAAUCAAUCCUUUUGUCUGCAUUUUCUCCAACAGGGAGCUGAGGCGCUGUUUCAGCACAACCCUUCUUUACUGCAGAAAAUCCAGGUUACCAAGGGAACCUUACUGUGUUAUAUGAGGGAGCAUCUGUAAAUCUUUAGCCUUGUGAAACACUACCAUUCUCUGCUAAGCAAUUGUGGCCUGUAGCCAUGUCUUGAGAAGAAAAUCAAGAAUGGGAUGUCAGCAGUUGUAAGGAUUUGGGCAACAUUCUGCAGUCUUUGCAAUAGCUCACCUCUAAUCCUAUUUUAAACCUAAACAUGUUCCUGCUGACCACUGCUGAAGGUUUGUAAUUAAGAACAAAGGACUGAACUACUGCCCUGAAUUCCUUUAUGUGGUUGAAAUCUAGAUUAUGAAAGUAGCAGGUGCUAAGUAUCAGUGCUAAAUGCUGUGUAUAUCACUACAUAAAAUAAGACCAUCAAAAAGAUUAGCAUUGGACAUCUUAAUAAAUUAAGUUGAUAUGAGGUUAAUGUGUUGAUAAAACUAAUUUUAGACAUCUGAAGACCUUUAAAACAUUUCAUACAAUUAUUGUUUUGCAAAGACUGAAAACUGGGGACUCAAGUACUGUAACUGAUUAAAGAUGUGCCAUGCAUUAUUGGAUUAUCACACAAAUCUGUUUGCCUUGUGAGUAAGUUUUGGGGAGCAUUCCAAAGCAGUAUUUUUGUUCGGAUUUAGACUUUUCUUUUUUUUUUUUUUUUUUCUUUUUUCUUUUUCCCAAAUAUAUUACUCUUUCUAAAUACCAUUUUCCUUAACGGUGAAAUUACUAACAUUUAACUGUAUUCUGUGGGUUUUGCUGAUUUGGUAUAAAGUUUAAUAGACUCUUAUUUAUAUUUUUUAAAAAGCUAGAUAUCAGUCUGUUAGGCAACGUUAAUGAUAAUAUCCAGUCAUAAUUGAACAGUUAUAAUUAUACAGAAUAAACACAUGUUGCCUUAAAGGGUUAUCUAGUAUCUUCCAUUUUGUUUAGCAUUGAAGCAAAUAAGCAAGGAAAAUUGAAUCAGUAACUCUGGUCAGUCAUUUGGGAGUGCAUGAGAGAUCACUUAGUCCUCUUUUUUCCUUUUUACUCCAAUGGUUCCCAAAAUCAGUAUGCACAUCACUGGGAUGAUAUGAUUUUUUUCUAGGUGUGCCGCCCUUUCUAGUUUGUUCUGAGAAACACAGGCAGUUGAUGUAUGUUUAUAUUUUAAGACAGCUGUCAUGGGGAGACCGCAGCCUUAGUAUGAUAUCUUGCACAAUUUGUGAAGCAUUUAUUCUACUGAAGGCACAGUCUUGUUUAUAUUUUCUGCACAUUUUGGUGUAUUGGUUGUUUUAAAUUAUUUAAGUUUUAACUUGUGAAAGCAUAUAAUAUGAUUUCUUAGUAUUUUAGAAAUACAUUAGAGUCUGUGAGUCUUUCCUUCUUUAAGAUACAGAUGUGUGGAUUUCAAUAUAAAGUUGCAUUUGCC